This is a messenger RNA of Stegostoma tigrinum, 2446 nucleotides long. Its product is annotated as serine/threonine-protein kinase TBK1-like. Gene Ontology annotation, biological process: peptidyl-serine phosphorylation. The transcript is spliced from 18 exons. The coding region runs from base 23 to 1909 and encodes 628 amino acids. Gene Ontology annotation, cellular component: cytoplasm. The record is from RefSeq and is a predicted model, not a curated record. Gene Ontology annotation, molecular function: protein serine/threonine kinase activity; ATP binding. NCBI's taxonomy places the organism in Eukaryota, Metazoa, Chordata, Chondrichthyes, Orectolobiformes, Stegostomatidae.
CACUAAACAGAAGGUGCUGGUGAUGGAGUACUGCUCUGGUGGGAGUCUGCUCAAUGUUCUGGAAGAGUCAGAAAAUGCAUUUGGGUUAUCAGAAGCUGAAUUUCUGAUUGUCCUGGAAAGUGUUGUUGGUGGAAUGAACCAGUUGAGAGAAAAUGGAGUUGUCCAUCGAGACAUCAAACCAGGGAACAUCAUGCGUGUGGUUGGGGAUGAUGGUCAAUCAAUUUAUAAACUGACGGAUUUUGGAGCUGCUCGGGAACUUGAAGAUAAUGAGAAGUUUGUCUCACUGUACGGGACUGAGGAAUAUUUGCACCCAGAUAUGUAUGAACGUGCUGUUCUUCGAAAACCCCAGAAGAAGGCUUACGGAGUCACAGUGGAUUUGUGGAGCAUCGGUGUUACGUUCUACCAAGUAGCAACUGGUAGACUACCCUUCAUUCCUUUUGGAGGACCCCGCAAGAACAAGGAGAUGAUGCAUAAAAUCACAACUCAGAAGCCAGAGGGAGCGAUUGCUGGAAUACAGCACAGAGAUGAUGGAUCGAUCGAGUGGAGUCAUGAGCUGCCCAUUAGCUGCAGACUAUCCCGGGGUUUGAAGGACUUGUUAGUUCCCAUUCUCGCCAAUAUCCUGGAGGUGGAUCAGACCAAAUGUUGGGGAUUUGACCAGUUCUUUGCAGAAGCCAAUGAUAUUCUCCACAGAACAGUGAUCCACCUCUUCUCAUUGCAGCAAGCCAUGAUGUUCAAAAUCUACAUCCACUCAUACAACACAAUAAACAUAUUGAUGGAUGCUAUCAUCAAACAAGCUGACAUCUCCCCUCAGAACCAAGAGUUUAUUUAUGAGGGCCAUCGUUUGGAUUUGGAACUGACACAACAGGUGCAGUCACUUCCUAAAACAACCGAGGACAGGCCCAUCAUCCUGAUGAGCACCGAGCCCAAGGUCCUCAUUGGAGUUAUCUACAAAGAGCCUGAGAUACCAGUGUUUCCUCCAAAAUUUGAUAUCAUUAACGAUGCAAGUCUUGCAAAGACUGUGGCCAGUGCUGUUCACCAGCUGCUGAGGAUCACAAAGUCUCUGAUGAAAUGUCAGGAUCUGAUCCUGCGAGGGACAUAUUGGAUAAUUGCGAUUUUGAAGAAAGAAUGUGAGACAAUUCUUCAACAAUUGACAACGUUGAAUCUGAAGCUAAGUUUCUGUCAGGACACCAUGGUGCAAGUCCACAAACUGUAUGGACCACUGAUUCAGGGUCUGACAGAACUGGGCAGUCUUCACAUCAAGCUGCAGUCUGCUCAGGAGUUUAUCGUGAGCGGCUCCCGUAGCGUUCAUAGCAUUCAGAAGCAGUUGGACCAGAUAGCAGCUGAAUGGUGCCAGAGCCGAUAUAUACAUCAUGAAGACAACACAGUUGGAAAAGUGGAGGUUUUAUUGGAUAAAGUUUCUUCCAUCCACAGCCAGCUCAGAAACGACAGAGUGAAAAUGAAACUUCAAUACAAUGAUGAGCAAAUCCAUAAAUUUGAGAAGAUCAAAAUGGGACUGCAUGCAAAGAAGGUGCAGAUGUUAGUCAGAGAGGAUUGUGUACAGAAAUACCAAAAGCUGUUGGCUUCUACCAAAGAAUGGAUGAGGAUAUGCUGUGAGACCCGAAAGCAACUGACAACCUUCAAAAAUCAGAGUGUGAACUUCAUUCAGGAGCUGGACAAACACCAAGCUCAUUUGAACAAGGUAUUAGAGCAGGGGCUGCCGAGGCUUCAGGAAGAACAACAAUCUGUGACCAAAAUACCAGCUUCUCGAGACAACUCUGAACAGAAAUGCAUGGAUUUGACAAUCAGGAUGAAGCAGCUCAAACAGGAAAUGGAAGGUGUAUUGUGGGAACUUGAGCAGAACAACUUGAUCAUUGAAAGGCUCAGUAUCCAGAAGCCACAUGGUGUCUGACACCCACACAUUGAAGAUGGACAUGAUGAGGGUGUGACAUCUUCGGUGCUGUAACUUUAUAUUUCACUGCAUGACAUUUGAAGGAUCAUGGUCUGGGUGAACUAGUACCAAAAACUGGCUGGACCUACUUAUUAAAGAGCAAAAUAAUAGUCAAACUGCACCCACCCCCUUCCUGGGUUGUGUAAAAUAGGCAACUGCAAGUCAGCAACUGAUUUUACAUCUUUCCCCUCUUUAACUUCAGCAGCUUAGUGGAAAGAUAAAUCAGGAAAAAAUGUCGAACUGACUCUUGGCUCUCUACCGUUCAUGUAAACAAUUGAAGAAAGGAACAAAUCUACUACGUUGCAUGAGUAAUCACAUCGGAAAUGCUUACAGCUAAACCUCAUGUAAAUCGAUGUUUGUGUGUGUGUAUAUGACUUAGUUUGUACUCCAACAUCCUUCCUUCAGAAUUGGUAAUUGUGAAGUUUAGGCUCAUCAUGCAAUACUCAGGGAAAUUAAUGAUAUUGGAAAUUAAAUCAAGUUUGUUCAUAUCAGGAAUAA